Molecule: messenger RNA, 1693 nt
Organism: Anastrepha obliqua
Lineage: Eukaryota; Metazoa; Arthropoda; Insecta; Diptera; Tephritidae
Product: putative gustatory receptor 36b
Exons: 2
Coding region: 55-1320 (421 amino acids)
Biological process (GO): sensory perception of taste
Cellular component (GO): dendrite; membrane; neuronal cell body
Molecular function (GO): sweet taste receptor activity
Source: RefSeq, a predicted model, not a curated record
AGUAAUCUAACGAAUUUUAACACGCAAUAUUUUUCUUAAUAAAUAAUUAAAACUAUGCGACAAUUUGUGACGUUUUGUUUGAAGUUCUUGAAUUACAUGGGCAUUUUAAUCGGCUUCACCAGUCUCCGCGUGGAUUACUCCACGCAGAAGGUAGUCAAAUCGAAGCCUGCCAAUUACUAUGUGGUGUUCGCAAAUGUUACUAUGGUGGCCUUGCUGCCAUGCGCCCAUGCAGUUUCCAUCAACUACAUCACUGCGAGUUUCAAUAAUAAUUUACUCGCUUUCACCGACUCCGUCAAUUUAUUCAUUAACUACAUUGUUAUUGUAUUUUCGGUAGUGAGUCGACAUCGCCGCGAAAAUAUUUACAUAGAAAUCUCGGAUGAAGUACGUAAGCUUGACCUAACCUUCUUCAACAAGUUUACGUUGAAUUCAGGCAUUGAGAAGCGAGCCGAUUGGAUGUUGAUCAUCAAAAUAUUUACCCUCAGUCUAGUGGUGCACGUGCCCAUUUAUGGUGUAUUCCAGCAGGCGAUACGCGUCGAUGCGAAUGUCAUCAUGUUGGCAGUAUACUCGAGCAUCAUGAAGGGCAUUCUCCAUGGAGUCAUGUUUUUGUUUUUCUUCAUGCUGUGGCUAGUGCGUACGCGCAUAUGGAGAUUGAAUGCACAUCUUAAUGAUCUUCUGCAUAGACAGCUGAGGCUACAUGGAAGCACAAAUGUGAAUUUGGCAUACCGCAGUGAUGUAUUACUCGCAGCAGAGGAGCUAAGGGAGAUGGCUAGGGUACAUGCACGCCUCAUCGCAAUGCUGCAGCGCCUCAAUGCCGCGUAUAGAUGGCAGGUGAUUGCAGUGCAGCUGACGUAUUUGAUAAGCAACAUUUCGUAUGGUUACUAUAGGGUGGCAACGUUGAAUGAUUCCAUAUAUCAACAUCAGACUGUGCCUUCUCUCAUUGCAUCUUUUGUGGCAAGUACAGUUGUAUUUCUGGACAUCAAUUUACUAUAUUGGGCAGCAGAUGCAACAACGAGUGCUUGCCAACACACCGCCAGCUUAUUGCGCAACUUUCAGGUGUUGUCGUUUAUGGAUGCAGCAUUUGAGCAGCAGUGCGAAACAUUUGCGCUGCAAUUGAAACAACAAAAUAUGCAUAUAAACAUCGCCGGAAUGUUUAAUCUAAAUCGGCAGACUGCAUUGGCGCUCUGGGCCUUUUGUGCGCGCCACAUACUCAUUCUGGUGCAAUUCGACUAUGAGGCACGCAAUCAAGGGAAUGGGUCAAGUGGUGUCCUGGAGCAUGUUAGCCGUUUGCUACAAUUUGGCGAGAUUUGGGGAGAGGAGUGAAGGUGAACAACGAAACAAAAAAGUGUAUUAAAAUCGGUUGAGUGGCUUCGGAGUUUUCGAAGCAGGCACAAUCCCCCACACAUACAUUAAUUUAAUUUAUUAAGUGAAGUAAGGGAUUCAGAGAGGUUUUCAUCUUACUAUUACUAGCAUAGCUGGAGUUUAUUUUUUUGGCUAAUCUUUAGUUUCUAGGCAAUGGAAUAAGAUUUAAAUCCGCAAACAUGAUAUCACCGACGUUUUCGUUUAUCGCCCCGACAACCUCAUUUUCUAUGUUCAUAUUACCAGAGCGAAUCGUUGUAAGCAGCGCUUUGUUGUUGCAUAUACAUAAAAACGCGAAUCUUUUGGGCGCCCGUUUUGAUUUUUCACCGUGGUCGUA